Molecule: messenger RNA, 234 nt
Organism: Tetrahymena thermophila SB210
Lineage: Eukaryota; Ciliophora; Oligohymenophorea; Hymenostomatida; Tetrahymenidae
Exons: 3
Source: RefSeq, a predicted model, not a curated record
AUGGAAGAUUAGUAGAAAUGCCAUUAGGGUGUAGGUGACCCUUCCCUUCUAGGCCCCUAUCCCGAGUGCAUGUAACCAUGUGCGAGUAUGUCAAGAUUCAAAUUUGAGAGAUUAAUGCAAUUUGCUAAAGCUUAACCUAAGCCUGAUGCACCUAUUUCACCAAUUUAAUUGUUACUUUUUAAUAUUGAAGAAAAAAUAUAUCAUUAAAUAGUUAAUUAGAAGGAAAAAAUAUGA